CGUUGAAAGCGGCAUUCGCAUGUGCCGGGGCCAAACAAAUAAUUUAAAAGAACAGCGGCAUAUAUUUUGGCAUUGAUUUACAACUGCGUGAAAGCGUCAGGCAAUAUUAAAAUGAGUUCGCUAGUUGCCUGCAGAGAACAGCGAGUGUGUGUAUACAAAUUGUUAAGAUCAUUGGGCGCGUUUAGGAUCGCUGUCAAACGGCAAUGGUGACGUCACGUGCUACUUCUUUUCUUGAGUAACGCACCUGCACAGACUUGAACCUAUGCCAUGAGGCCGUAGUUCAGGUCUCCAGGAUUCUAUUUGGAUAACUAAAAGGAAAACAUUCGCAUACCAUGAUUCGAAGUCGACCAACUUGCUGACAUAUAAUUAAGAUAUAAAACAACAAUUUGCGGCAUGUCAUUAAUUAAUUAGAGCAACAACAAUGGACUGAUGCGAACAGUUGUUGCCAAUGUCUGCCAAAAAACAAAACAAAAAGAAAAUUAAAAAGAAAAGAACGAAGCAUGCAACAGCAACAUAAACAGCCCAGUGGCAACAAAGGCAGCAACAAAUUAUUUGCUACAAUUGAGCAAUUUGCUAGCUCUUCGUUACAUAUAGGCAAUAUUAAAAAUAAAGUACGAGCGCCCAGCGAAAAGGCAAGAGCACAUCACCUGGUCGCCCCGCCCAGAGUGCAGCUAAUCGACUAGGAAUCCCGUUUAGAAGAUGAACAAACGCGGCAUCAUCAUUUUGUGCAUCAUUGCCACGCUGCUGUGCAUUGGUCUCGGCGCCAACUUCUACUUCAUGUACUACCUCAAUGCCGAGGAGGGGCAGCUGGCGAGCGUGCGUGCCCUGGAGAACAUGAUCCGGCACAAGAUACGCCACCUGAAGCCGGCCUAUCUGAAUCGCAAUCCGCGCUUUUUUAUGUUUCGCAACAAACUGCUGAAGAACUACAAACAGUCAGCAUACGAGAAUGCCAGCGUCCUCUGGGAAAUUGCCAAUUGGUGGCCGCACGAAAACGAGAUAUAUCCAUUGUAUGACUCCUCCAUGGGUCAGCUGCUGAAAACGCUGCGGGAGGAGCCCAUAACACGAGCCAGCAACCUGGCACGCGGCACACAGCUGAAGCUGCUGUUGCGUCUCAGCCAGCAACAGAAGGUGAUCUUCAAGCCACAAUGGUAUCCGCGCGACAUUGUGAUCGAGGGAGUCGUUUACAGUGGAAAAGAUCGUCAUGUGGCAGAAGUGUAUGCAUUCUAUUUGGGCGCUGUAUUGGAUCUACGCUGGACGCCUAUUGUAGUGGGUCGUGUGGUGAAUCUCAAGGAUGAGAUCUAUGCACAUGGCGAUCAAGAGCUACAGAAUACAAUUAAAAUUGAAGUGGACGAUGAGGGCAAAGAGACAUAUUGUUUGUAUGGCAAAUGCCACUAUUGCAACGAGGAGGAGACCAUCUGCGGCGAUGAGCAGCAUAACAUUGAAGGCGUCAUCAUUUACAUCGUGCCUGGUACGUUAGCUAAACGCCGCUCGCCCUGGCAGCGCACCUACAAGGAGGAUAAACGUGCCGUCUGGGAGGAUGACAUGACCUACUGCAAAGCGCUCAAAAACAAAAUGGAAACUAUUCGCCUGCUGGACCUCAUAGAUGUGGCCAUUUUCGACUAUCUCAUACAGAAUGGGGAUCGUCAUCAUUAUGAAACACGGGAGGAGCGCGUAGUGCUCAUCGACAACGGCAAGUCAUUUGGUAAUCCCUAUAAGGAUCAUCUGGAUAUUCUGGCACCGCUCUAUCAGUGCUGUCUCAUACGUAAAUCCACCUGGGAUCGCUUGCAGGUAUUUUCCGGCGGCGUACUAACCGAAAUAGUUGAUCGCCUAUCCAAACAGGAUGCUCUCUAUCCGCUCAUCACAGACAAGCACAAACGUGGCGUUGAACGAAGAUUACUUGUUGUAUUUGCUGUUGUGGAGUACUGCAUGGAUAAGGAGGGUGACAAGAUGUUUAAAACGCUCUAGUUCUAGUACCUAUUAGAUAAGGCCUAGGUUGUUAUUAGUUUUAGUAAGCAGCUUGCCAAAUCAAGUGCCAAAAUAU
Molecule: messenger RNA, 2041 nt
Organism: Drosophila novamexicana
Lineage: Eukaryota; Metazoa; Arthropoda; Insecta; Diptera; Drosophilidae
Product: glycosaminoglycan xylosylkinase homolog
Exons: 4
Coding region: 700-1965 (421 amino acids)
Biological process (GO): protein phosphorylation
Cellular component (GO): Golgi apparatus
Molecular function (GO): phosphotransferase activity, alcohol group as acceptor
Source: RefSeq, a predicted model, not a curated record